Messenger RNA from Syzygium oleosum, 2518 nucleotides. Its product is annotated as protein OCTOPUS-like. Gene Ontology annotation, cellular component: plasma membrane. The coding region runs from base 91 to 2256 and encodes 721 amino acids. Lineage: Eukaryota; Viridiplantae; Streptophyta; Magnoliopsida; Myrtales; Myrtaceae. The transcript has a single exon. The record is from RefSeq and is a predicted model, not a curated record.
CGUCUGGGUGCUCUUCCGGGAAAAACCCCCCAAAGAAAGGAGCUUGAACAUGAGCUGCGGUGGAGCGGGGACCAAGCACCACCGCCGGUUAUGAAUCCCACGACGGAGCCUCCACUGCCGCCACAGCUCCAGCCGCCGCAGCCCCCGCAGCCGCCGCGCUCCUCCACCUCCUGCGACCGCCACCCCGACGAGCGCUUCACCGGCUUCUGCCCCUUAUGCCUCUGCGAGCGCCUCGCCGUCCUGGACCCCUCCUCCUCCUCCGCCCCCGCCGCCCCCGCCCCCGGCCCGGCCCCGGCCGCCUCCUCCUCCUCCUCCUCCUCCCGCAAGCCCCCUUCCUCCUCCUCCGCCGCCGCCUCGGCCCUUAAGGCCAUCUUCAAGCCCGGCUCCAGCUCCUCCAACUCCUCCAAGCCCCCGGCCCCGGCGGCGUCCGCCUCGGCCUUCCUGCCGGAGCUCCGGCGCACGAAGUCGUUCUCGGCGUCCAAGAACGAGGGUUUCUUCUCCGGCAUUUUCGAGCCGCAGAGGAAGUCCUGCGACGUCAGGGUGCGGAACACGCUCUGGUCGCUGUUCAGCCUCGACGACGAGCGGAACCCGUCGUCGAAGCGGGACUCCACCCGGAGCAGCAACUCCGAGGGCGUCCAGGCCAAGAGCCUGGGAUCGGCGGGCGUGGUUCGGGGUCCGGUUCUCGAGUCCAAAGAAGAGGACGCGGAAGCGGGAAGCGAUUAUCAGCAGAGCAAGGAAUACACCGUGCAGAAGGACGAAGAGGAAGAGGAAGACGACGAGAUUAGGGCUUGGGAAGAGCCCAAUGUAGCAGCACCUGUUGUUGUCGAAAACAGAGUGCAGGAGAUUGUUGAAGAAGAAGAAGAAGAAGAGGAGGAAGAAGUAGAAAUUGAAGAAAUAGCUGAGCCAGAGCUCGAAGUAGUGCCGGAAGAAGAGGUGAAGACGAUGAAAGAUCACAUAGAUCUCGAUUCUCAAGCUAAGAAAUCUUCCGGGAGAGACUUCAAGGAGAUUGCGGGUAGCUUCUGGUCUGCUGCUUCGGUCUUCAGCAAGAAAUGGCAGAAUUGGAGGCGGAAGCAGAAGAUGAAGAAGCGAGACAAUGGAAGUGGCUCCGCCACAUUGCCCGUGGAGAAGCCCAUCGGCCGCCAAUUCCGAGAAACCCAGUCCGAGAUCGCCGAUUAUGGGUUCGGCCGGAGAUCCUGCGACACCGACCCCAGGUUCUCGCUCGACGCCGCCCGGAUUUCCUUUGACGCCGCGCGGAUGUCCUUCGACGACCCGAGAUACUCAUUCGACGAGCCGAGGGCCUCAUGGGAUGGGCACUUGAUUGGGAGGUCGUUCCCGCGGAUGCCCACGAUGGUAUCCGUCGUGGAGGACUCUCCAGUUCACGUCUCGAGGACCGAUACCCAGAUUCCGGUGGAGGAGCCAAUGAAUUGCAUCAAUGAGGAGGCGUCCCUCCCUGGUGGAUCGGCACAAACCCGCGAUUACUACUUGGACUCGUCUUCUCGGAGGAGAAAGAGCCUCGACCGGUCGAAUUCCAUCAGGAAGACGGCGGCCGCAGUGGUGGCGGAGAUCGAUGAAUUGAAGUCUGGUAAGAAUGCGAAAGUCUCCCCUGCUACUGCUGAUUACUUCCAAGGGAGCAAACCGAUUGUCGGGGAUCGAGAGUCGAGGGAGUCAAUCUCCAAUUCGAACUCGCUGAGAGACGAUUGCUCGGACAUGUUCGAUCUUGCAUUUAGGGACAAUGCGGCCAGUGUGAACAAUGGCGACCCAAAGGGGUUGAAGAAAUCGAGGAGAUGGGGCAAGGGUUGGAGCAUUUGGGGGUUUAUACAUAGGAGAGGAGGGAACAAGGAUGAGAACGACGAUAGGUACAGCAGAUCGAACGGGGUCGAGAGGUCGUUCUCCGAGUCGUGGCCGGAGCUGCGAGGCGAGCAUAACGGGGACUUACGGGGCGGCUUCAAUCGGAAGGUGUUUAGGAGCAAUAGCAGUGUGAGCUGCAGGAACUCGUCCUACAACCAUCUUGUUGGCGGAUCUUUCGGGAGCAUCAGAAAGAGCGUGUUCGAGACGAACGGACAGAACGGCAAGAAGAAGCGGGACGAGUUCGUCCUGGAGCGGAAUCGCAGCGCUAGGUACUCGCCCAACAACCUCGAUAACGGGCUGUUGAGGUUUUACUUGACUCCGAUGCGGGGUAGCCGGAGGAGCGGAUCCGGGAAGAGCAGGGCUAAUCAGGCCCAAUCCAUUGCAAGAAGCGUUCUGAGAUUGUACUGAAUUGAGCUGGGGAAAACGAAAAGAUGGUCUCUCCAUAAGGCGUUCCUUUUUUGGUUAGUGGUGUUAAAUUUUUGCUUCAUUUGUUGUGUAAACCUCACCCUCCAACAACACAUGCCUGAGCUCUAUGUCUUGUUCUUGGUGGUUGGUUUAAGGUAAAGGAAGAGAAACAAGAAAGCACCCUAAAGAUUGUUGCUUUUCUAUUCCUGUGAUCAGCAUGCUUCUUUCAGUUGAAUAAUCAAAAUUUUUAGUCUUCUCUCUUGAA